Ananas comosus (pineapple) is the source of this 897-nucleotide messenger RNA. Its product is annotated as ethylene-responsive transcription factor 8-like. The coding region runs from base 235 to 897 and encodes 220 amino acids. The transcript has a single exon. NCBI's taxonomy places the organism in Eukaryota, Viridiplantae, Streptophyta, Magnoliopsida, Poales, Bromeliaceae. Gene Ontology annotation, biological process: regulation of DNA-templated transcription. Gene Ontology annotation, molecular function: DNA-binding transcription factor activity; DNA binding. The record is from RefSeq and is a predicted model, not a curated record.
GCGGCCCAGACCGGUCAAAUCCUCCGUAGACCGCGCCCCGUUCCUCCCUCUAUAUAUUCUCACCCCCCCACCCCUCGUUUUCUCCCCAUUCCCAAACCACCUCCUCGAUCCCCCAUCUCUCUCCUUUUCCCUUCCUCUAUUGUUGUUGUUGUUAUUAUUCCUCAAAUCUUAAGGGGAAAACGAAAAGGAAAAGAGAUCGAAAUCGAGAUCGAGAUCGAGAUCGAGGUCGCUACCAUGGUGGAGGAGAUGAAGGCCAGCACGAAGAAGCCCCGCGUCGCCAGAAGCGGCGGCGGGGGAGCGGCGGCGGAGGGGGGGGUGCGGUACCGCGGGGUGCGGAAGCGGCCGUGGGGGAGAUUUGCGGCGGAGAUCCGGGACCCGGCGAAGAAGAGCCGCGUGUGGCUCGGGACCUUCGACACCGCCGAGGACGCGGCGCGCGCCUACGACGCCGCCGCGCUCCAGUUCCGCGGCCCCAAGGCCAAGACCAACUUCGCCGCCGCCGCCGCCGCCGCCGCCGCCGCGAGCGCAGCAGCACCGUCGAGUCCUCCAGCCGCGGCGCCGCCGCGGCGCGCCCCGCUUCGCCCCCCCUCGCUCGAUCUCGAGCUCGCCCUCCCCUCCCGCGCUUCGCCGCCGCGUGGCGCGCAGCGCGUUCCUCUUCUUCGACCCGAUCGCCCGAUCCGACAAGAACGCCGCCGCCGCCGCCGCCGCGGCGGGAAGCGCGUUCGCCGCCGAGCGAACGGGGGGGGGGCGGAGGGGGCGAAGGGAUUCGGCGGCGGCGGCGGCGGCGGGGCCGUGAGUGACUCCGACUCGUCCUCCGUGAUCGAUUCGCCCGCGAGGGGGUUCGCGUUCGAGAUCGAUCUCAACCUCCCACCGCCUCCCGAGGUGGCUGCGGCGAAGUAG